Molecule: messenger RNA, 2492 nt
Organism: Oryza brachyantha (malo sina)
Lineage: Eukaryota; Viridiplantae; Streptophyta; Magnoliopsida; Poales; Poaceae
Product: soluble starch synthase 1, chloroplastic/amyloplastic
Exons: 15
Coding region: 64-2004 (646 amino acids)
Cellular component (GO): chloroplast
Molecular function (GO): alpha-1,4-glucan glucosyltransferase (UDP-glucose donor) activity
Source: RefSeq, a predicted model, not a curated record
AACCGCGCCACGCACGACACAGCAGCAGCGGGGGGAGAGGGAGAGGGAGAGUGGUGUGGGAUCAUGGCGACGGCGGCGGGGAUGGGGAUGGGGAUCGGGGCGGUGGGGAUGGGGAUGGCGCCCGCGAUGGCCGGCACGGCGCGGCAGAGGCAGCCGAGGGGGAGGCUGCUGCAGCGGGUGCGGAGGCAGUGCGUGGCGGAGCUGAGCAGGGACGGGGGCGGGCCGGCGCCGGCGCCGCUGGUGCACCAGCCGGUGCUGCCGAGAUUCCUCGUGCCGGCGGCGCCACCGCCCGCGCCCACGCAGUCGCCGGCGCCGGCGCCGACCCCGCCGCCCCUGCCGGACUCCGGCGUGGGGGAAGUUGAGCCCGAUCUCGAAGGUAUCGUGGAAGAUUCCAUCGACAAGACAAUUUUUGUGGCUAGUGAGCAGGACUCUGAGAUCAUGGACGUGAAGGAGCAAGUUCAGGCUAAAGUGACACGGAGCAUUGUCUUUGUAACUGGCGAAGCUUCUCCUUAUGCAAAGUCAGGUGGACUAGGAGAUGUUUGUGGUUCACUGCCAAUUGCUCUUGCUGUUCGUGGUCAUCGUGUGAUGGUUGUAAUGCCAAGAUACAUGAACGGGGCCUUGAACAAAAAUUUCGCAAAUGCAUUUUACACAGAGAAACACAUUAAGAUUCCAUGCUUUGGCGGAGAACAUGAAGUUACUUUUUUCCAUGAGUAUAGGGAUUCUGUUGAUUGGGUGUUUGUUGACCAUCCCUCGUAUCAUAGACCAGGAAAUUUAUAUGGAGAUAAUUUUGGUGCUUUUGGUGAUAAUCAGUUCAGAUACACACUCCUCUGCUAUGCUGCAUGUGAAGCUCCAUUAAUACUUGAAUUGGGAGGAUAUAUCUAUGGACAGAAAUGCAUGUUUGUUGUGAACGAUUGGCAUGCCAGCCUUGUGCCAGUCCUUCUUGCUGCAAAAUAUAGACCAUAUGGUGUUUAUAGAGAUUCCCGGAGUGUUCUUGUCAUACAUAAUCUAGCACAUCAGGGUGUGGAGCCUGCAAGUACAUAUCCUGACCUGGGGUUGCCACCUGAAUGGUAUGGAGCAUUAGAAUGGGUGUUUCCAGAGUGGGCAAGGAGGCAUGCCCUUGACAAGGGUGAGGCAGUUAAUUUUUUAAAAGGUGCAGUUGUGACAGCAGAUCGAAUUGUGACUGUGAGCCAGGGAUAUUCAUGGGAGGUCACGACUGCUGAAGGUGGACAAGGCCUCAAUGAGCUCUUAAGCUCCCGGAAGAGUGUAUUGAAUGGAAUUGUAAAUGGAAUUGACAUCAAUGAUUGGAACCCAUCAACAGACAAGUUUCUACCUUGUCAUUAUACUGUUGAUGACCUGUCCGGAAAGGCCAAAUGUAAAGCUGAAUUGCAGAAGGAGCUGGGUCUACCUAUAAGGCCUGAUGUCCCACUGAUUGGCUUUAUUGGAAGAUUGGACUAUCAGAAAGGCAUCGAUCUAAUCAAACUCGCUAUGCCAGAUCUCAUGCAGGAAGAUAUUCAAUUUGUCAUGCUUGGAUCUGGUGACCCAGGUUUUGAAGGAUGGAUGAGAUCCACAGAGUCAAGCUACAGGGAUAAAUUUCGUGGAUGGGUUGGAUUUAGUGUUCCAGUUUCCCACCGAAUAACUGCAGGUUGCGAUAUAUUGUUGAUGCCAUCCAGAUUCGAACCUUGUGGCCUCAAUCAGCUAUAUGCUAUGCAAUAUGGAACGGUGCCUGUUGUUCAUGGAACUGGAGGCCUUAGAGAUACAGUGGAGAACUUCAAUCCGUUUGCUGAGAAAGGAGAGCAGGGUACAGGGUGGGCAUUUUCACCACUAACAAUUGAAAAAAUGCUGUGGGCAUUGCGGAUGGCGAUUUCGACAUACAGGGAACACAAGUCUUCUUGGGAAGGUUUGAUGAAGCGAGGCAUGUCAAGGGACUUCACAUGGGACCAUGCCGCUUCACAGUACGAACAGAUCUUCGAGUGGGCCUUCAUGGAUCAACCAUAUGUCAUGUAAAUGGAUUCGAAGGAAGCAGCAAUUCUCCGAAGACACUCAAUCUUCAUAUCUUCCAUGAGCGGAAUGAAAACUUUGUACAUUACAUGGAAAAAGGAUCAGUUAUGCAAAGUUGCAAACGAUCGUUCAAGGUUACUCUUGUAGGCCUGCUACUUGGCCAAUGUGUCUCCAGUGACCAUAUGCAAAGGCAAGUUCAGAUGAAUGGCACUUGUAAGUAGUCAUGAAUAAGAUGAGGAUGCUUGGAGCGGUUCACAUGGUUGAUAUCACGCCAGCAGCCUCUCAAUGCGAGUCUGGAAUGAAUAGGAUUUAGCUCCCGUCAAUUACAGUAGUACCUUUUUCCGCCUUAAACUGUCACUUAUGUUGUUGUUAUAUAUGUGGCAGAUGAAUUUUGGUUCAUUAGGUAAUCGUGUUGUCGAGCCUUAAGGUAAGAUUAAAUAGUGUUUGCAAGUUGUACCUACUGUGGUCUUAAUUGUCGAAGUAAUCUUGGGAAU